Perognathus longimembris pacificus (Pacific pocket mouse) is the source of this 1023-nucleotide messenger RNA. RefSeq names its product proteasome 20S subunit beta 10 (gene Psmb10). The coding region runs from base 156 to 977 and encodes 273 amino acids. NCBI's taxonomy places the organism in Eukaryota, Metazoa, Chordata, Mammalia, Rodentia, Heteromyidae. Gene Ontology annotation, cellular component: proteasome core complex. The transcript has 8 exons. Gene Ontology annotation, molecular function: threonine-type endopeptidase activity. The record is from RefSeq and is a predicted model, not a curated record.
CUCAAAGCAGCCACUAAAACAGGGUGGAGGUGAAAGUGAAAGCUGGAAGCGUUAAGUUUAGCUUGGGAAGCCCCAGAAGACAAGGCUUUCUGCUCCCCCUGGCCCUACUCUUCGGAAGGGCCCAUAGAUCCUGGGUCAAAACCUGCACCCCUGAGAUGCUUAAGCCUCUACAGGAGCCCCGAGGGGGCUUCUCCUUCGAGAACUGCCAGAGAAACUCAUCCUUGGACCGCGUCCUCCAGGGGCUCCGAGUCCCUCAGGCGCGCAAGACCGGCACCACGAUCGCAGGACUGGUGUUUCGAGAUGGGGUCAUCCUGGGCGCGGAUACGCGGGCCACUAGCGACAAGGUUGUGGCGGACAAGAGUUGCGAGAAGAUCCACUUCAUCGCUCCCAAAAUCUACUGCUGUGGGGCUGGAGUAGCCGCGGAUGCCGAGAUGACCGCACGGAUGGCGGCGUCCAACAUGGAGCUACACGCGCUGUCCACUGGCCGUGAGCCUCGGGUCGCUACGGUGACCCGCAUGCUACGCCAGACUCUCUUCCGGUACCGAGGCCACGUGGGCACGUCGCUCGUCGUGGGCGGGGUGGACCUGACUGGACCGCAGCUGUACAGUGUGCAUCCCCAUGGUUCCUAUAGUCGUAUACCCUUCACCGCCCUGGGCUCUGGACAAGAUGCGGCCCUGGCAGUGCUGGAGGACCGGUUCCAGCCAAACAUGACGAUGGAGGCUGCACAGGGACUGCUGGUGGAAGCCAUUACUGCAGGGAUCCUGGGUGAUCUGGGCUCUGGGGGUAGCGUGGAUGCAUGUGUGAUCACCGCAACCAGUGCCAAGCUGCUGCGAACACUGAGCACACCCACAAAGCCCAUGGAAAGGCAAGCUGGAUACCACUUUCCUCCUGGAACCACUGCUGUCCUGACCCAGGAAGUGAGGCUAUUAGACCUAGAGCUCCUGGAGGAAACAGUGAGGGCCAUGGAGGUGGUGUGAGUGGCCUGAAAUUUACAAACCCAGAAAAUAUAAACAAAUGAACAAA